Messenger RNA from Chara braunii, 1320 nucleotides. NCBI's taxonomy places the organism in Eukaryota, Viridiplantae, Streptophyta, Charophyceae, Charales, Characeae. The record is from the annotation of a GenBank genome assembly.
GCUAAGGCGGCGGAGGAGGAAGCGAAAGAUGGAGAAACUCGAAAUAAAAAAGAGGAAAAGAGGAAAAGAAGAAGCGAAAGAUGGAGAAGCUCGAAAUGAAAAAGAGGGAGGAGGAGGAAGCUAAGGCGGCGGAGGAGAAACGGUUAGCAGAACAAAGGCGGAUUGCAAGAAAGGAAGAAAAAUUGAAGAAAGAGGAGGAUGAUCGGCAACUGCUGAAGAAGGAGAUGCUUAUGGAAAUCUCUCUCCGAAUGGGGCAACUCGAUGAGUCGCUUCAGCGCGGGUACGAAAGGGACAUGAGGGAGCGAAUUAAAGGAAAACAGAAGGUUGUCGUUUCGUCUUCUGACGAUGAAGAGGCUGGAUCUUACGAGAGCGAUGUGGAGUCUCUCAGCCGUAAGACGGAGCAGCUUGUUAUUUCGGAGAAGAGAAAGAGAAGCAGGGAGAAACCUGUGGGUGAUAGUCCACCUAUGGAAACGCCCGCCAAGCGGACGCCCAAGCGACGUCUUCAGUUGGGAUGCCGUCACCCACCGAUCAUGAAGACUCCUUCAAGGAAGACCCCUCGGAAGACUCCUGUGCGGAGGAAGGGAAAGAUCGCGGCGGUUCCGGGGACAAUGGGUAAGCUGAGAUACGUUACGGAUAACAUGAGGGAAUUGGGGAAUUUGACGGAGAUUACGGCUGGUUUGGAAGGAUGGGUCAAUUGGAGAGGACCGAUACCAGUGAUUGAGAGAAGGGAUGUGGAGACUUGUUUGACUGGUGAACCGGACGUUAAUACUAAGUUCUUGGACAUGCGGGAAGUACACUGCCUGAAGGUAAGACUGGAUGGGUUGGUGAUCACGCCGUUGGACCGGAACCCAGGUGAUACCCUGGUGCUGUGCCCAAAGCUGUACUUCGAGGCCAUGCUGGAACUGUUUAUAUCAAGCACUGGAUAUGUGGUGUCUGAUAAACAAGAGGAGGUAGUUAUGAAUGCAAUAAGAGAGGAGUUGUCUGAAGCGGGACUGAUGAAGUUGGCACAGUGGGAUAAGAAGGGAAAGAUUGGUGAGGCCUAUGCUAUACCAAAGCACAAGGACCUCGCACGCUUUCACCCGAUCUGUCCUACCUAUCUGGAGCCUACAAUCAGAGGUUGCAGGAUUGUAGCCAAGGUACUCAAUCACUUGUUAUAUAAUCUUCCGCGGGACUGACACUCUGAUCUUAAGUCCGUGGCCUCACUGGUCCCGAUGUUGGAUUCGAUCAACAAAAAGAUCGGAAGAAGAAUGGGUAUUAAUUAUGUGGUGUCUGCGAUGUCCUACGACAUAAAGACAUGUUCAGUAAAUUACCCCAUGACGU